AAAGUGCCGUCCAAGCUCUACCAGAGGCUCGCACGUCCAGGGACUUGAAGACGAGUGGGAGCUCGCUGGAUAUCGGGGAUCUGCAAGCUUCGAUUUGGAUUAAUCGGAAGGCUUUCUCACCCUGCCUUUUUUUUUCUUCGCUCCCCCACCCCCAUCAAAAAAGGAACCCUAAACUACGCCUGCAGACAUGCCUCUGUCAGGGACCCCCGCCCCCAACAAGAGGAAAAAGUCAUCCAAGAUCAUCGUUGACCUAUCUCAAAUUUCGCAGGAUGUCGACCAGGAAGAUGCAGAUCCCGAGGUGGCGGAGUUUGACCUGGGGACGAAGAUCAAGGUCCCCAAGGACCUGAUGCUGGAGGAGCUGUCCCUGCUGAAGAACAAGGGCUCCAAGAUGUUCAAGAUGAGGCAGCAGAGGGUGGAGCGCUUCAUUUACGAGAACAACCCAGAGCUCUUCACCGAGUCCAUGGAGAACCUUCACAACCUGGCACCCUCACUGGGUGGGCAAGAGAAGAAUGGGACCGCUGAUGGCGGUCAAACCAACGGCGGCCAAACCAAUGCUGACGGCCACAUCCAAAACAAUGGCUCCGCUCUUGAGUCUGAGACCCAAGGCGAGGAUGAAUCAGGAAAGAGAGCAGGUGAAAACGGACAGGAAGGAGGCCAGGAUGGCGUGGAUGGUGAGGGCAGCGCCGCGGAAAAGGAGAAGGAGUUGGAGGAGAAGAAGAAGAAGGCUGAGUACAUGAGAACGUACAUAUCACCAUGGGAACGGGCCAUGAAGGGUGAUGAGGAGCUGACAGCCACCAUGAAGGUACAGAUGCCUGGGCCUCAUGUGCACCAGGAUCCACCCAGCUUCAAGAGCUUCAACAGGAUGGCCGUGCCGUUCGGAGGCUUCCAUAAAGCCUCCCAGCUCAUGACCUUCCAGAUGCCGGAGAUCGAGCUGGAGAUCGAGGAGCCGGAGCCGACCGUGGUGUUCCACCGGGACAUCAGCGCCAGGCCCUCCUUCAACCGCACGCCCAUCGGCUGGGUCUGCACCGGGGAGCACAGCGACGUCAUCAUGGAGCAUUUGGACGCCAUCCCCUUCGACGGAGAGACCGACGACCUCUGAAGGGCACAUCCCACACGUGCGCAUGUGCACACACACACACACACACACUCACAGACACACACACACACAGACAUAUACACAUUCUCAUGUACACACACACACACAUGCAUAUACACAAACACAUUCUCAUGUACACACACACACACACACACACAUGCAUAUACACAAGCACAUUCUCAUGUACACACACACACACACAUGCAUAUACACAAACACAUUCUCAUGUACACACACACACACGCAUAUACACAAACACAUUCUCAUGUACACACACACACACACACACGCAUAUACACAAACACAUUCUCAUGUACACACACACACACAUACAUGUGCAUAUACGCAAACACAUUCUCAUGUGCACACACACAAACACACACACAGCCACAUGUGCAUAUACACAAACACAUUCUCAAUUACACACACACCCACCCACCCACAUGCACACCCACAGACUCAUAUACAUGCAUGCAGACAUCAGUCACACAGGUUGUGCAGGACAGGGUGACUCACUAGCCAACAUUCUGAAAAGUUUAUAUCCAACACACACACACACAAACGCACACAUACUCACACAUGUACACCCCCCUCCUCUCCCACACACACACACGCACACACUCACAUGCACACAUACACAAACGCACACACACAGUAAUCACCCUGACUGACUGGAAGCUAAGGACUACAAACACACUCCCACUGGAUCAAAACCACAUCUGCUCUACCUCCACACAGUUGCUGAUUACCUCUGACCUUCCCCUGUUACCUCUUACCCAAUGGCAUGCAUGCAUGUCUUUCCGUAGAUAAUGAACAACUCUUCCAGAUUUCUCAGGUUACAAUACAGGUAAAAGUUAAGUAACUUUGACCAUAUAGCUCUAUAUAUGCACCACUCUUUCUAUGCCUUUGUUAGAACUGAGAGAGUGACAGAGAACAUCCCCUGGGCUGUUUUGUUUGCUUGGCUUUCUUUGUGUGUUGCACUUUUAGAAGUGGACCUUGCUGGGUUCUUUUUUGAGUGUUGUGGUACAUGUGCAGCCUGGUCUGGUUGACAGAACUACUUCCAUGUCAUGGAUUCUCAUCAUUGUUCUUUGGGCACAGUCAUAUGGCAAUGAUGAUGAUGAUGAUGAUGAUGAUGACUAUGAAGGUGAUAACAAUGAUGACAAAGAUGGUGAUGGUUGUGAUAGCUGUAAUGGUACCAAUAGUGAUAACAAUGAUGAUGAUGGUGAGGAUGAUUACAAUGAUGAUAAUGAUGAGGUAAUACAGUUCAGGCUUGGCUGCUUUCUUUUUAAUUUCCUCCUUGAUGCAAUAAAUCUUUUCAAAAUGUA
Molecule: messenger RNA, 2421 nt
Organism: Anguilla rostrata (American eel)
Lineage: Eukaryota; Metazoa; Chordata; Actinopteri; Anguilliformes; Anguillidae
Product: myozenin-1-like
Exons: 6
Coding region: 188-1099 (303 amino acids)
Cellular component (GO): Z disc; actin cytoskeleton
Molecular function (GO): telethonin binding; FATZ binding; actin binding
Source: RefSeq, a predicted model, not a curated record